ACACGUAGUUCUUCUGUGUAAAGAGAAAGCCCUAAUGAAACGAAGCGUUUUGAGGUUUAGAAGAUAGAGGUUGGGAUUCAGUGUUCCGGUGGCGUCGCGGUGUUGCUCCUCCGUGGACGGUGAACGCGACACCGUGAGCUCAAGUGAAGGAAGCGUUGUCAGACUCACCUCUCCAUAGUUGCGUUCCUUUCGCUCACUUCCGCAUUUCAAAGAAAUCCACACCUUUCUGCCAAUACCCAAUUUUCGCUCCUUAGCACGGUGAGAGUCGUAUUUGGUUAGAAGAUAGAACAUGAAGCGUAAGCGUGGACAUAAGAAAGGGAAGGCAAAAGGCACCACUGAGCAUGGAACCAGUGCUAGUGAGAACCUUAGUAAUGGUGGGGGUCAAAAUAAGGAAGAAACCUCUGGUUUGGAUGAGUAUGGUAAUGAUAAAGAUAACUCUGGAAUGGAAGUUGAUACACCUUCUUCCACCGGGACGGAUCAGCAUUACAAUCUUGCUAACAUAAAUCCUGAUGGUUCUGUUGAUAAGGCUAUCGGGAAGUCGGUAGGGCGUGUUAAGGUGAAGCUCAAGACACCUAAAUUGUUGGACUCCCAACCCACCUCAUCUGAUGCUCCCACACAAAGCGAUACUGAUAAGAGUAGUCAGCAACACGGGCUUGAGAAACAAGGCGUGAAUGCCGAGAGAAUGGAAGAUAGUGCGAAUUCAUUGCCUGAUAUGAAGCUGGGAACUCUGUCAAAGAGAACUGGUAGCAUAAAAAUUAAGUCUUCUAAGAUUUUGGGAUCAAAUGCUGAGCAGACAGGCAAACCAUUGUCAGCUUCCACUGAGAUCACCGACCCAAGAGAAAGAAAGGCCCCUCAACAGAAUUCCCGAUAUAAUAAGCAGGAAUUGGAUGCUUCCUUAGUGGUUAUAAGGAAGGUAAUGAAAAUGGAUGCAGCUGAGCCAUUCAAUGUUCCUGUCAAUCCUGAAGCUCUGGGAAUUCCUGACUAUUUUGAUAUCAUAGACACCCCAAUGGAUUUUGGAACUAUAUGCAACAAUCUUGAAAAGAAUGAAAAGUAUAUAAAUUCGGAGGAUGUAUUUAAGGAUGUUCAAUACAUUUGGGACAACUGUUACAAGUAUAACAAUAAGGGUGACUAUAUCUUGGAUCUUAUGAGACGAGUAAAGAAGAACUUUAUGAAGUAUUGGAGUGCGGCUGGGCUUUACAGUGAACCAUCCAAAGGGACCAAGGGUAUAGAGAGGACUUCAGCAGAAGACGUUACACUGACUGGUGAUGGAAAAGUAGGGAAGGGUGGUCAAGUGAAACAGAAGACAAAAAAGCGUCAUGGAAGACACCAUAAACAUGAUUGUUUAUGUGCUAUUUGUGUUCUAAAGCGACGUAGGAAGGAACGAGAGGAGAAUGCCCGAAUUGCUAGAGGCAAUUUUGGAACUGGUGGUGAAAAGCAUGCUAAAGAGUUUAAGCACGAGGAAUCAAUACAAGUAGAGAGUCCCGGUGGUGAGGAUUCAUCAUCAAAUAUAGAUGAAUCUAUGGGCACUGAUGGAGAUGUUGAUGAAGACAAAGGAGAGGUGAUGAAGAUAGAGAUUAGUGAGAAGCAUUGUAGCCCAUCUGAGAGAAAGCACGUGAACAUUGAUGUUGAUAAUGAUGAUGACGACGACGACCAAGUUCAAGAGGAAGGGGAUGAGGAAGAGGAGAAUGAAGAGGAAGAAGAUGAGGAAGAGAUUGAAAUGAACAGUCAGAAGAGAGAGAUGGAUGAAACUUUAAAACAUGGGGGAACCUUGGCAGAGAAAUCAAAUGUUGGUGAUGCAACCGUUCUUCAUGAUGAAUAUAGAACAAAGCAACAAGAAGGACAAGCUGCAGCAGUCAAUCAACAGAAGAAACACAAGGGGUCACAAGAUAAAGAGCAGAAAGGUAAGCUCCUUGAGAGCUUGUACAGUGAAAACCCCAAGCUUUCAAGUUUAUGUGGAAUUCUCUUCCCCCAAAAUAGUCAGUCUGUCUGGAGUGGACCACACUCACUAAUACAGAAAAGAAGUUCUGCUCGUACCAGUGCAAUUCACGCAGCUAUCAGGACUUUCAUGGAGUAGCCUCUUCUCUUGAUCUAGCAGUCUAUGUCAUUAAUAUUUUAGUUGAAAUGCCUUCGUCACAUGGUGUAUUAUAGUCACAAUUUAUAGCAAGAGCAGAUUUUGUAAUUUUGCUUCCUGUUUUAUUUUUCCCUUCGCUUUCGCUCGACGUUUUAAAUCCGCGCAAGCAUAUUACAAGGCAGUAAGCAGGCAUUGUAAUCCUAUCGUACUAAGUUAAAAGUCAUUUUUUCAUCUCA
Messenger RNA from Cajanus cajan (pigeon pea), 2307 nucleotides. Its product is annotated as DNA-binding bromodomain-containing protein. NCBI's taxonomy places the organism in Eukaryota, Viridiplantae, Streptophyta, Magnoliopsida, Fabales, Fabaceae. The record is from RefSeq and is a predicted model, not a curated record. Gene Ontology annotation, molecular function: protein binding.